This is a messenger RNA of Oncorhynchus gorbuscha (pink salmon), 4273 nucleotides long. RefSeq names its product ephrin type-B receptor 5-like. Gene Ontology annotation, cellular component: plasma membrane; neuron projection. Gene Ontology annotation, biological process: protein phosphorylation; axon guidance; central nervous system projection neuron axonogenesis. The transcript is spliced from 19 exons. Gene Ontology annotation, molecular function: ATP binding; protein binding; transmembrane-ephrin receptor activity. NCBI's taxonomy places the organism in Eukaryota, Metazoa, Chordata, Actinopteri, Salmoniformes, Salmonidae. The record is from RefSeq and is a predicted model, not a curated record. The coding region runs from base 38 to 3049 and encodes 1003 amino acids.
UCCUCCCUCUCUGGGUUAGUGUCAUUCUGUAGUGGAGAUGUGGAGUGUCCUUCUUUCUCUCUCUCUGUUUCUCCAGUCUAAUUCAGCUGAAGAAGUGAUGCUGCUGGACACAACAGAGUCUACCUCGGAGCUUGGCUGGACCACCUAUCCUGACACGGGGUGGGAUGAGGUCAGUGUCCUAGAUGACCGGGGGAGACUCAUCCGGACCUUUGAGGUCUGCAACGUCAAUCAGAACCCCCGUCUCCAGGACAACUGGCUGGCCACGCCCUUCCUCUUCCGCUUCUCGGCACCACGGGCCUUUGUGACGCUGCGUUUCUCCAUGCGGGACUGUGCCAGCCUGCGCUCGCCCUCGCCCUCCUGCCGCGAGACACUCACCCUCUACUACAAACAGGCCGACUCACAGAGAGAGCUGGAGAGGACAUGGGCUGCAGAGCCGUCCAGUGGAGAGAAGGACACGAGGGAGGGCUGGGUGAAGGUUGACACCAUAGCAGCAGAUAAGAGUUUCACCAAGGUGGAGCCCAGCCUGCCUCACCAGUACCAACCAGACCGCUACCGUCGGGUCAACAUCAAGACCCGCAGCUUCGCUCCGCUCACACGCAAUGGAUUCGUCCUGGCCAUCGUCGACAGCGGCGCAUGCGUCUCUCUGAUGGGUGUGUCCAUCUUCUACCGCCGCUGCCCAGCAACCAACCGCUAUCUUGCUUCCUAUCUGGCCACACCCUCAGGGGCGGAGCCUACCGCCCUGGUCCCUGUGACUGGGACUUGUGUUCCCCACAGCCAAGCACAGGGAGGCUCCGCCCCCCGCAUGCACUGCAAUGCAGAAGGUGACUGGAUGGUGCCGGUGGGUGGGUGCAUCUGUGAAGAGGGAUAUGAGCCCAAUCAAAACGGAUCUGCCUGCUUAGAAUGUCCAGUGGGGUACUUUAAGUCGGUGUUGGGUUCGGUUCCGUGUUCAGUGUGUCCGUCUAACAGCAGAACCAGUCAGGAGGGAUCGCGUGUGUGUGAGUGUCGCAGCGGCUUCUACAGAGCACCCGCCGACGUCAACUCCUCCGCCUGCACAAGCUCUCCCUCUGCUCCGACCUCUGUCUCCUGGGAGUAUGAGAGUAGUGAUGGUGGGGUGUCUCUGCGCUGGCGCCCUCCAGUGGACAUGGGUGGUCGGAGCGAGGUGUGGUAUGGGGUGGUGUGUAGGAUCUGUCCCUCUGCCACCUUCACCGCCCCGGGGGCGUGCUCCUGGUGUGGAGAGGCGGUCACCUUCACCCCAUCCCAGACUGGCAUCAAGCAGACCAAGGUCACCCUCAACAACCUGCUCACCAGAGUCACCUACCUUAUACAGGUGCAAGCAGUCAAUGAUGUCUCAGCUCUGAGUCCUUUCCCACCUCAAUUCACCAGCAUCAAUUUCACUACUAGCCAAUCAGUACCCUCUCCGGUCCCUAGCCUGCACCAGUUGAGUCGAGCCCCAGACUCCAUCACCCUGUCCUGGCCACAGCCUGACAGACCCAAUGGAGACAUACUGGAGUACCAGCUCAGAUACUACGACAAGGGUUCAGAUGAGGACAGUGCAGUGAGUGUGUUCAGUGAGACCAACACAGUGACCGUCAACUCUCUGGCUCCUGGCUCCAUCUACGCCUUCCAGAUCAGGGCCCGUAACGAGAGGGGCUAUGGCCCCUACAGUCAUACUAUCUACUUCACUACAUUGGCUCUGGAGGGGAGUUCUAAGCAGAUCCAGAAUCGGCUCCCUCUAUUGGUUGGUUCUGUGAUGGGCGGAGCAGCCUUCCUCCUGGUCGUUGUGGCGAUAGUGGUCGUUUUUGUGUUCCGCAGUAAGAGGAGGGAGAGCCCCUACAGUGACAGACUCCAGAGGUACAUCAGCCACAAAGGGGGGGUGAAGUACUACGUAGACCCUUCCACCUAUGAGGACCCCAGUGAGGCGGUCAAGGAGUUUGCCCGUGAGAUCGACCCCUCUCACCUUAAGAUAGAAGAAGUGAUUGGUGCAGCCCAGUUUGGGGAGGUGUCUCGGGGGCGCUACCGGCCCCUGGGUCGUAGGGAGGUGCUGGUGGCGGUGAAGACGCUACGCUGGGGCGUGACAGACAGAGAGAAGGCAGUGUUUAUGACGGAGGCGGGGGUGCUGGGACAGUUUGACCACCCCAACGUGCUGAAGCUGGAGGGGGUGGUCACCCACAACCCACCAGAGAGGAUCAUCACUGAGUUCAUGGAGAAUGGACCACUAGAUGCCUUCCUCAGGGAGAAUGAGGACCAGUUCAGUGUUCUCCAGCUGGUAGGGAUGGUGAGGGGUGUUGGGGCUGGGAUGAGGUACCUCUCUGAGAGGAACUUUGUCCACCGGGACCUGGCUGCCAGGAACGUGCUGGUCAACUCUAACCUGGUGUGUAAGGUGUCUGACUUUGGGCUGUCGCGCCUCAUGAGGGGUCUGGACCAUAACAUGCCCACCUACACUGCCUCACUGGGCAGUAAGAUUCCUGUCAGGUGGACAGCCCCGGAGGCCUUCCAGCAUCGCAAGUUCAGCUCAGCUAGUGAUGUCUGGAGCUUCGGAGUGCUCAUGUGGGAAGUGAUGUCAUAUGGCGAGCGGCCAUACUGGGACAUGAGCAAUCAGGAAGUAAUGAAGGCGGUAGCAGACCAGUACCGUCUCCCAGCCCCCCAUAACUGUCCUCCAGCGCUCCACUCCCUGAUGCUGCAGUGUUGGCAGGCUGAGAGGGGCGACCGGCUAGGCUUCGACUCCCUCCUCUCCUCCCUGGACAGGCUCAUACGACACCCUGCCUCCCUCAAGGCAGAGCAUCCCCGCUCCACCCAGCCACUGCUAAGCCCCACCCCCACAGACCUGUCGUCGGUGGCGACGGUCAGUGAGUGGCUGACAGCGUUGAGGAUGGACAGGUAUAAGGACCAGUUUGAGAGGGCACAUCUGGACACACUGGACCGAGUCAGCAGGCUAACCAUGGAGGAUGUGCAGAACCUGGGGGUGAACCUGUUGGGACACCAGAGGAAGAUCACCAAUGCAGCCCAGCAGCUCAAAACUCACCUCACCCAGGGUCAGGUGGAGGUCUAGAACCCACCUAUCACCUGAGAGCUUCACAGGAAGUAACAGAGAGGUGCACUAUUGGAACUGUAGUUCAAGGCAAUGUAAGAUCUGGGAGGAGAGUUGCUGAGGAGGAACAGGAAGAUUUGAAGGGGAAAAGUCUUAAAAAAUGUGUUUUAUUUCACUUGUUUGCUGUUGUUACCAACUCUCUCUUUGCCAGUCUCUACUUCUCUCUUCCUCAUCUCUUUCUAUCACUCCUCCCACGUUGUCUCACUACUGUCCCUCCCUCUUUCACUCGUGUCACCACCCUCAAUAAAUCUCCCGUCACAAGCAAUUGCAUAGACAAUCAAAACUGAUUUUACUGAUUAAUGUUGACAUCAUGAACACUGUUCAUGAUUAUUUGUUAAGCUACAUCACAUCAUCUGUACUGAAAUCAGAAAAUGGCAACCCUUGUUGACUAAACAUUAGACAAUGGUUUUUCCCAUCAGUCACUAGCCUGGUCACUUUUAUGGGGAUUAUUCCAUUAGACUCAAGAAAUGGGGUUGUAGUUUACGUCGUGACAGAAUGGAGUCACCCACCAUUGAGCAGCACCCCCCUCUGUGUAUAUUUCACAGUUCACACUCCUUUUUUAUAGAUGGGUCACUGGGUCAUUUGAGCAUUGUGAAUGUGAAAUGGUUUAACUGGACUAUGUGUGAUCUGAUUGCCCAUCGAAGUAAGGAAGGCGAUGUUAUGCUUCGUGGGAAUUCUGGGUCUGUUUGUGUUAAUGUUCAUGUGUGUAUGUUGUAUGAGGAGCGUGUGUGUGUGCGUGCGUGAAGAAAUCCCCAUCAACUGAGGAGGGUCACCAUUCUGUGUCGCUCCUCCUUGAACUAUCCGCCGUCCGGCUAGCAAAAUCACACCGUUUUCCUUUAACAAUAAAUCCAUAGCACUUAGAGUACAAUAAAACAUAUCAACAUUUGUAACAUGACAGUUUAAUUCACACAGUAACAUUCAUUUCAUCCAUCUUCACACCUCCAAUGGUGUCCACACUACCAGGGUUCUGGGGGAACGUCCCUCCCUGGAGAAAGCCUCAGAUAAGGUGUGUUCGACCCCUUUGACAACCCACAGAUUGUCAGCCUUCAAACAGUGUCAUAAAUCAGGAUUGUGUGUGUGUGUGUGUGUCUGUGUAUGCACUUAAGUAAGUGUGUUUAUUUUUGUGUUCACCACUAUUCCACUAUUGUGCAAAUUUGUAAAAUAAAGAAUAUGAUUUUAUUUAAA